Messenger RNA from Rotaria sordida, 870 nucleotides. Lineage: Eukaryota; Metazoa; Rotifera; Eurotatoria; Philodinida; Philodinidae. The record is from the annotation of a GenBank genome assembly.
AUGACCGUUGCUGGAGGCCAUGGACAUGGCAAUGCUACCAAUCAACUCGACAAUCCUCUUGGUCUCUUCAUUGAUGAUAAUCAAACGAUGAUCAUCGCUGACAUGUGGCAUGGUCGUAUCGUCCAAUGGAAGACAGGUGACACGAAUGGACAAGUAGUAGCUGGUGGCAAUGGUGAAGGAUAUCGACUGGAUCAAUUGAAUGAUACAACCGAUGUGUUGCUCGACAAAGCGAUGGAUAGUCUCAUUGUUUGCGAUAAAGGGAAUCGACGAGUCGUACGAUGGUCUCGUCGUAGUGGUACAACUCAAGGAGAAAUCUUCCUCGACAAGAUCGAUUGUUAUGGAUUGACCAUGGAUGAUCAGAGAUAUCUCUACAUCUCUGACGAUGUAAAAUAUGAAGUAAGACGAUAUCAAACAGCAGACAAGAAUGGAACUAUUGUGGCUGGUGGCAAUGGUAGAGGUACUGAUCUCAAUCAACUAAACAAGCCAAGAUACAUCUUUGUCAAUCAACAACAGACUGUCUACGUGUCAGACCGUGGCAAUAAUCGUGUGAUGAAAUGGAAUAAAGGUGCAAAAGAAGGGAUUGUCGUCGCUGGAGGUCAAGGGGAAGGGAAUGCACUGGCACAAUUGUGGAAUCCUGAGGGACUAUUCGUCGAUACGUUGGAUACCCUCUAUGUGGUAGACUCGUACAAUCAUCGAGUGAUGCGUUGGCCUACAGGAGCGAAACAAGGCACUGUCAUUGUUGGUGGAAAUGGUCAUGGAGGAGGAGCAAAUCAGUUGGAGUAUCCCACAGGUUUGACCUUCGAUCAACAUGGCAAUCUCUAUGUCGCCGAUAUGUUCAACCAUCGUGUUCAACGUUUUUCUAUUGAAUAA